Molecule: messenger RNA, 963 nt
Organism: Brassica napus (rape)
Lineage: Eukaryota; Viridiplantae; Streptophyta; Magnoliopsida; Brassicales; Brassicaceae
Biological process (GO): root development; shoot system development
Source: RefSeq, a predicted model, not a curated record
AUGGAGGGUUUAGAUUGUUUUCUGUCUGAUCGAACCACACACCAGCCGGUUCGAUCUGUGAGUCUUCCUUCAAGAAUCCAUCCACUCUCUAUUAAACUCAGAUCAGCCUUGAACCGGCUCAGUAUCUGGAAGAGAUCCUCUUCCUCAAUCUCAGUUUCAGCUUCUUUCGGGUCCGAGAGACUUCUCGUUGGACUAGUGAACCUCACCGAGCUCUACGGUUGCGUCCACGAGCUACUUGAGUCUCCUUACGUGAGACACACUCUACGUCACCCAGAAGGGAAACUUCUAGAUGAGUCUUUAAAUGUAUCCGUCGUGUUGCUGGACGUGUGUGAGGCUGCAAGGGAGGUGGUUGCCACGAUGAGAGAGCACAUGAUGAAUCUCAAAUCAGCUCUGCGUAGGAAAGGUAGCGUAGAGAAGGAGGUUAGGGCAUAUGUUAACGUGAGGAAGAAGGCAAAGAAGAAAUCUCCAAACACCUCAAUGGACUUAAGAAAAUGGAAAACUAGAGAUAUUUCCACAAAUAUAGAUCAAGAUCCAGCGGUAGCAUCUACGAGUGUUCUGAGAGAGACGAUCGAAAUCUCUGUCUCGAUCCUCAGGCAUCUUUUGUUGUUCCUAUCGACCACACCACCACCACCUCCAGCAAGGAAAAUCAAGAACUCAUUGUCUUUUUCGAUUCCUUUAGCAUCGAGGUCAUUGGCAGAUAGAUAUCUGGAUCUGAUAAAAGAAGCGAAAAAUCUUGAUGAUGUCUUUUUAGGUUCUCUUGAGAAGAACAAGAGGAGAGAUAUCGUUGAAGAGAGCUUUGGUGAUCUGGCAGAGCUGGACUCAGUUUUCAAGUUAGUCAAGAACAGAGUACUGUUCCUUAAUAUCCUAAGUAACUGUUGAGACCUGAGUCUUUUUUUUUUCCUCCGAGCUUUUCUUUUUGUCAAUCAGAUGUAUACAUCUUUGUCCUCAAGUUGUUUCUCUUGC